UUUUUCCCAUUAAAGAUAUUUGAAUGUCUCUACACUUGCAUUUUUUUUUUUUUUUUUUUGCUAGAGACAAGAAAUUUUCCCGAGUCUGAGAGAAUUUCAAUUUCUCCGGAAUAUAUUUAAUGAGAGAGUUAUGCUCAAAUGUACAUUUUUUAGAUGAAUAUAUUUUUUCGAAAAUUGAACAAAAAAAUUUACUGAGUUCUUAUUGUCGCUUUUAGUCGUUUGUCUUCGUUGUAUUGGUUGUAGUCGUCGUCGUCAUUUCAAUUGAAGCAAAAAUUUAGUCAUACUGUGAGCGACGCAUUCAGUUUUAGAUUCCUUAUAAUUAUAAUCUCUCUCUAGGCUCGUAUUGUAUUCAAAAAAUUUUGUGGGGCAACCGUUUACCCAAUAAAAACAAACGUUUUAAUUUUUGUAAACUCUAAGUAAAAAAAACAAAACAAAAACACAUCAAAAUGUCAACAGUCGAUAAAGAGGAAUUGGUCCAAAAGGCAAAAUUGGCCGAACAAUCUGAAAGAUACGAUGACAUGGCUCAAGCUAUGAAAUCAGUCACAGAAACCGGUGUUGAACUGUCAAAUGAGGAAAGAAAUUUACUCUCAGUUGCCUACAAAAAUGUUGUUGGUGCCCGCAGAUCAUCGUGGAGAGUAAUUUCCUCCAUUGAGCAGAAAACCGAAGCCUCCGCCAGAAAACAACAGCUCGCCCGCGAGUACAGAGAACGUGUAGAGAAGGAACUUAGGGAAAUCUGUUAUGAAGUUUUGGGUCUUCUUGACAAAUACCUUAUUCCCAAAGCCAGCAAUCCAGAAAGUAAGGUUUUCUAUCUAAAAAUGAAGGGAGAUUAUUACAGGUAUUUAGCUGAGGUAGCCACAGGAGAUGCACGCAACACCGUGGUUGAGGAUUCGAAAAAGGCUUAUCAGGAGGCUUUCGAUAUAGCCAAAAACAAAAUGCAGCCUACACAUCCCAUCAGAUUAGGUCUUGCUCUCAACUUUUCCGUCUUCUAUUAUGAAAUUAUCAAUUCACCAGCGCGGGCUUGUCAUUUAGCUAAACAGGCUUUCGAUGAUGCGAUAGCUGAACUCGACACCCUUAAUGAGGACUCAUACAAGGACUCAACACUCAUUAUGCAAUUGUUGAGAGACAACCUUACCCUCUGGACUUCAGACACCCAAGGUGAUGGUGAUGAACCACAAGAAGGUGGUGACAACUAACAACCAAACUAAAUUGUUUCCUUUUUAAUGACUAUGAAAUAUUAAAAACAACAACAACAAGAACAUUUAAAAACAAAAACAAAAUAUUUUUAAACAAAAAAAAAAAAAACAAGAAAAUCCAAAAAAUUCAGCAGUAAAAACAAAAACAUAUUUUAAUUAAACAAAAGUAAAAACAAAACCUAAAUUAUAAAUAAAAGAAAAGCAUAAAGAACUUUUAAUAAAACCAACAACAACAACAACAGCUAAGAAACAAAACCAAUAGUCUUGGAUCUUCUACAACAACAAUAAUAAUAAAAUACAUGGUCAAUAUUUAUUAACAACAGCAACAGCAGGAAUAACUUUUGGAGCUAAGCAAACAGAGAGCAGGUUGUUUCCCCCCUUAAACAAACAAAAUAAAAAUGUGUUAUUUAAAAGGCUUAUGGCAGGGGGAGGUGGGGGAUGGUAAGAACAAGGCCACAAGGUUUAGUUAAAGAAAUUAGAAAAAUUUGAAACAAAUAGGAAACGCAAAAACAAAUCUUUAAAAUUCCUAAAAUCUAUUUAUAAAAUUUCUAAAUUCUUUACUUUUUUUUGUUGGUUUUUUGCUUUUACUAAUACAACAACUUCCCCCCGUCAGCCUUUUUAGUUUUGUUAAAAUAAAUUUUUUCUACCUUUAAUAAAAUGUAUAACAACA
Molecule: messenger RNA, 1863 nt
Organism: Lucilia sericata (common green bottle fly)
Lineage: Eukaryota; Metazoa; Arthropoda; Insecta; Diptera; Calliphoridae
Gene: 14-3-3zeta
Product: 14-3-3 protein zeta
Exons: 7
Coding region: 447-1193 (248 amino acids)
Biological process (GO): signal transduction
Cellular component (GO): cytoplasm
Source: RefSeq, a predicted model, not a curated record